Cloeon dipterum is the source of this 703-nucleotide messenger RNA. Its product is annotated as pre-rRNA-processing protein TSR2 homolog. The coding region runs from base 165 to 647 and encodes 160 amino acids. Gene Ontology annotation, biological process: maturation of SSU-rRNA from tricistronic rRNA transcript (SSU-rRNA, 5.8S rRNA, LSU-rRNA). The transcript is spliced from 3 exons. Gene Ontology annotation, cellular component: nucleus. The record is from RefSeq and is a predicted model, not a curated record. NCBI's taxonomy places the organism in Eukaryota, Metazoa, Arthropoda, Insecta, Ephemeroptera, Baetidae.
UCUUCCCACAUGUGUUUGUAUCAGACAUCGGCUCAAUCGGUUGCGCGAACCUCGUGGUCCUCGACUAAGACAGAAAUUAUGCGCCCCGUUCAAAUUUCAAUAGUGGAUCGUCGAAAUACUGUGGCUAAAUAAUUUGUCUCCCUAUUUAAAAUAAUUUUAUAAUCAUGGACGUAAAAACCGCUUUCAAAAGAACUGUCGAAUUGAUUUUUAAAAAUUGGACUGCAUUGCAGCUUGCAGGUGUAUUAAGCGGCGUAGGCAACUACAAAGUUCUUCAGCUGGCGGAUUACGUUGCGGAACAGUGCCUCGCUAAAGCCAGUAUCGAAGAAGAGGAAAUCGAGGACACGCUGACUGACAUCCUGGACUCGGAAUUCCAGACAAUUUGUGAAGAUGGCUCGCCGCUGGAAGUGAGCAGGGAGGUGUGGCGUAUUCACCAGUUGUACAAGGCCGGCAACAUUGAGCAGCUGAACGUCGAAAUCCAGCAAUUGCAGAGCCAGCAGCAGGAAAAUACGGUGAAAGAGAUGCCGAGUGAGCCACCGGUUUCUUCCGACAGUGAAAGCGAGGCUGGGGACAAUAAUUCUUCCGAGCCGAUGGAAGUGUCCGAUCCCGCGGACGAGUGGACGGUCGUGCGAAGAGGGCGGAGACACUGAUAUUUGUGUUUGAAAUAAAGAGGCAAAUUUUGUUUCACAAAUUGAUGAAUUAUCAA